UGGGAGCAAAGUAACGCCUACUUGGAGACGGCAUGGUUUCCAUCCUCUUCCUUGUCAGCAAGGGUUCACGAGACUAAUUAUUGAUAAUUAACCCUGUUUAAUGAUAAAUAUACAGAAACAUUAUAAUGGGAUUUCUGGUGUUUAUGUGGCGCGGCACUGAAACAAGGUUGCCAGUGCUGUCUUGAACCAGAUCGGUUUGUGCAUGACGCAUUUUCUGAAAGUUGUAAUCACCGAGUGAUCCACAACGCGAUCUGGUAGUGAUGUUUUCCCCGUCGCGGUGAAUUGUGGGCAGGCCUCGGUCCUCCCUGGCUUUAAUCUCACACUAGACUGUAACCCGGGUAGGGAAAAUGGCUGCUCCGGUAGCUCCAGCGGGUCUUCCUCCGGGUUUCUGUCCGAGCUUUGCCGUCGUGUGCUCGUUUUUAGAGCGUUACGGUGCUGCUCUGGAUCUGCCCGAAAUGACUUUCCCGCAGAUGGAAGGAUACUUGCAGGAUACAUCAUCAGUUCCACAACCUCUUGUUGAGCUCCACGUCAAGCUGCUUCGCAAGCUUGGCAAGUCGGUGACGUCAGACAGAUGGGAGAAGUAUCUUGUUAAGGUGUGUCAGGAGUUCAACAGUACCUGGGCGUGGGAGCUGGAGAGGAAAGGAUACCCAGAAACGUCCGUGGAGUGCAAGGCCGACAUCCUUAAGUAUUUGUGUGAAAGCCAGUUUGAUGACAACAUCAAGUUUAAGAUGGCAGUGAACGAGGAAGAUCCGGAGCAGAUGCGCCUGCAACCGAUCGGCAGAGAUAAGGAAGGGCUCCUGUACUGGUUCCAGCUGGACCAAGACCAGAACGUGCGGCUCUACGUGGAGGAGCAGGACGAUCUGGAUGGGUCGUCUUGGAGGUGCAUUGUCAAGAAUAGGAAUGAGUUAGCAGACAUUUUGGAGCUCCUUAAAGCUAAGGUGGAACCAGCAGUGACGGAUGAGGAGCGACACGACGGUACUUCUGGCAGCCCAGGAGACGAGAAAAGCGGUGGAGGUGAACAUAAAGGCAAGGCUGCUAAGGUGGAGGCUGCACCAGAAGAAGAAAGCAAGCCAGUUGCCUUGAGCACCGCGAAUUUCAAUUCUGACAAAUCGGUCAAAGAUGAAAGUCAGACAGCACGUGAAAUGAAACAAAAAGGAUCUACCGGGCCACUUAAACUAGAACAAGAGCGAAAGGAAGAGCUUGAGCUGAAAGCGGUCGGCACCGAAACCCCCAAACUGGACCAGGCUCCUGUUAUAGACAACAGAGUGAGCACGAUUAAGAGCCUCGUCAAGGACGAGCCGAGGGAUUCACCUCGACACUGGAACGCCAUCUCGGUCGUCAUGGCGCCCGGCUCUAUCAAACAGGAACUUCCGGCAAAGACGGAUUCCUGUAAGGACAAGAAAGAGAAACCGGUGGAAGUUUUCGAGAGGGCCAUGAAAAGCGACCAGCAGGCUAAGAUACCACUGAAAAAGAGGGAGCUGAAAAGAAGUGAGGGCUACGACAAUAGUCCUUACAGCCAUGUAAACAAUACCAGUAACAGCAACGGUGGUGUUUCUGUGGGUGGCAUAAUUGUACGCAACCCAGCAGCGAUGGAGCACGCUGGCGAAAAGAAAACAGCCCCACCUCCGCUUCUUACAGGAAACUCCGAGCAGCAGAUACAGAGCAGCGACUCAGUCCGUGACGGGGUCGUAUCUCCGAACAAAAGAGAACAGUACGUAGGUUUCGGUGUGAUCAUGGGCCCGAUUGAGAGAAAGCAAACGUUUCCCGCGGCUGAUGGCUCGGGAAAUCCCACGAAGGAUCGAAACGGACUGCAUGAAGAUCAGGAUGCGAAGAGCUUUAAGUCUGCAGCGACGCAAGCUGAGAAUGUAAGGCAGUCUGUUGUAGUUAGAAAGCCGAGUAUUUCCCAGGCCACGCAUCAUUCGAGCAUGAGCGAAGAGAUGACGCUCCGAGUCGAGCACGCAGAAAGCGACGCCAAAGUAAAGGCUCUUGGUGGAGACGCAAAGGAGCGAGCUGCGUUAUUGCUGGCUUUACCGACCGAUGCCGAAAAGGAGUAUACUGACGGGAAGUCGGUUAUCAGGUCUAGCACUGAGCAGGAAACGGUAGGAGAGCUGGAAGACGCGGGUAGCGCGGAAGAGCAGGCGGGAAGCAGGAAGGAUAAAGCGACAACGGUCCUCGAUGGAGGAACGGGUAAUAUGGCGGGCUGUCUUAAAGCUGCAGAAGAAAAAGGGUUGAAAAGUUCCAGAAAAAAGCGCUCUGAUAAAGCCAAGCUCAAGUCGCAAACCGGGGAGAAUCGGAAUAAACUCGACGAGGAAGAAGUGUCCUCCGAGCUUCAGAAGGAGGGAAUUCGUCUCAAGAUCAAGAUCCCGCUUCACAGACGAACCCCCGAGCUCCGCAGGUCAGCCAGAAUCUGUAAGCCCAGUCCCAAGCUGGCAGAGAUUCAGGAGCGGAAACACACACCGCCCUCUGCGGCACGGGACUCUGAGGAGCACGUGGAUCAGGGAGACGAGAGAGCGCUUCACAAGAGGGACCUGCACAAGAAACUCCCCUCCGAUGGACAAAUCAAAUCUGCUAAGGGGAAACGACGACACAGGCGGCCUCGCUGGUCGAAACUUCCAAAACCUCGCAAAACCGAAGUAGGAGCAGACGCAGCGUGCGAGAGCAAAGCCGAGCGAGACGAUGAGAAGAGUGAGUUGGAUUCACAGCAUUCCGAGGAAGCUCCACCUGAAGAUGCCUGUAAACACUGCAGCCUCCCCAACCACCCUGAACUGAUUCUUCUCUGUGACCGGUGCGACAGCGGCUACCACACGGCCUGCCUGCGCCCUCCUCUGAUGAUCAUUCCUGAUGGAGAGUGGUUCUGCCCUCCGUGCCAGCAUAAGCUGCUGUGUGAGAGGCUGGAGGAACAGCUGCAGAACCUGGACACGGUUCUGAAGAAACGGGAAAGAGCUGAGAGGAGGCGUGAGCGCCUGGUCUAUGUGGGAAUCAGCGUGGAGAACAUCAUACCCAAUCCAGACGCUGAUGCAGAGGACGGAAAACAAGAGAAGAAAAAAGGUGCAAAGAAGUGUAAGAACCUAGAGAGGAGAUCAACACGAAAGAGGAAGUCCAUUAGUUACAGGUUUGACGACUUUGAUGAAGCGAUCGACGAAGCAAUAGAGGAAGAAGUGCAGAAUUCAGACGGAGGAGAUGUGAGUCUUGGUAAGGAUAUGGCUGCUAUCACAGACCAGGAAGAGAAAGAGGUAGCUAAAGAGAUCCGACAGCCUGUGAAAACCCCUGCUCCACGGAAGAGGAAACGCCGCCGGAGGCUUAAUGAUUUAGACAGCGAGAGCACACUGGAUGAGGAGGAGAGCGAGGACGAGUUUCAGAUCAGUGACAGUAUGGAGGAGGAUGAUUUUGUGGUGUCUGGGGACGAUGGAGGCAGCGACGCUGAUGCUGUAUCCUGGGACGGCAGUGAGAGAGGCAGCAUCUCCAGCAGCGUAGACCGCCUGCCUCCAAUCAGGAAAACGGCCAGGAACGGCCGAACACAGAGACCCAAGAAGAGGACACUCAGAUCGGCUCGACGCCAGCGAGGCUCUUCGGAGGAAGAGGAGGAGGAGGAAGAGGAAGAAGAAGAGGAGGAAGAGAUGGACACUGAGGGCUCCAGUGAUGUCAGUGACGGCGAUGUGAAUCUGAGCAGGCGGCGGUCACGGCGCAGUCAGAAAGCCCAGAUUAACUACUGCGAGACGUCCGAGUCCGAGGGGUCACAGAAAACCUCAGAACGGAAGACUAACCAAGCGCCACGUCGUCGCCGAAUCUCCAGCUCUAACACGUCUGUUGUUUCGAAGGACUCUGAGCCCGAGGAGGAGUCUGACUCGAGGGGCAGACACCGAGGCAGAAAGAGGCAGUCGACGAGGGAAGACUCGAAACAGAGGCACAAACGGCUCAAACUGAAACCAGCAAGAAGUACGAGCGAGGAAGAGGAGGAAUCGGACGAGGAAGGAGACGCCGGUGUGUCCGACGCGGAAAGGAGACCAGUCCGUAAAAACCUGAACCGUAUCGAAUCGGAUGAGGAAGAAGAGGACGGGGCGGAGAAAAGACCAAUGAGAAAGAUGGCCGGAAAGCAGGCCAGCAGAGUUACAGACUGCAGGGAGAUGAGUGUGAAGGCACACACUAGAGGCUCGAAGGACUCGAUGCUGAAGCACAACGGCCUGCUCCCUCCAAGAUCUUCAGCUCAGGAUGAAGAUGAUGACGAUGAGGAGGAGGAAGAGGAGGAUGAGGAGGAUGACCUCACCGCCACUACAGACUUUGUUAACUUUGUUUUUGACAGCGAACAGUUAUCGUGAUGUGCUGAAGAAAUUUCAUAUAUUAUUUUCUCAUUGCCUUUUUUUUUUUUUUUUAAGGUUUGUUUGUUUGUUUGUUUGUUUGUUUUUUUGAGUGUACUGGACCAAUCCAAGCUUCCAGAGGAAUUUUCACACGAUGUCUAAACAUACUUUAGUUACAUACAUCAUGCACAUGUCAGAUGUAGAGCAGGGUCUCGGUGCACAUCCUGAUUUUUUUAUGAGUGAAAGGUGCGAAAUUUGAAAGUUAGAUUUGAUCAGCUAGUCGCAAACUUGAUCAUAUGACUAGUUUCUCUAAGGUUAGCUGCCCUUUUAGUGGACUUGGCUCAUGGUUUUAAUUCCACAGUGUAUUCCACAAUUUUAAUUCCACAAGAGACUGGAAUGAAUGGGAAUCAUGGGCGAUUGUUUCCAGAGCUGAAAACAUAUGUAAAAAUGCAUAUUCUAAACUUAUAUCGACUGAAGACACUACGGUUCUAUUUCACAUUUUAUAUUUCCCUUUUAAAAGAAGCUUCAAAAAUCAGAAUGAAAACUGUAUAUAGUCUUGAUCUGGUCUGGAUUUUUUUCUUGAGGAAAGGGCAAGUACUCUGUCGUGGUCUUUCAUGCCAAGUCAGUCCUCUAGUGAUGGUAAUUAUGGCUGGGGUUUUUUAGCGAGAUGGGUCUUUUAGUUCAGCUCACCAAUAAGGGUCAAAUCUUUUGGUUCCCAAACAGCUGAUUGUCGUCUUUUUCUUUUCUUUUUUUUUUUAAACUCAAAGUUUGGUAUUUCGACCAGUGUUUGCUCUAUUAAUGAGUAAAAUUGUUUGGUAAAAUUGUUCCUAUUAGCAAAAUAACAUUUCUCUCGCACUGCACUACGUUAUUCAAAAUGAAUUUCAAUAAUUGUAACUGAUCUCUGAACUCUAAACAUACACAUACAGUCCCCCUCAAACCCAUUUGGGUUUGAGAUCGAAAUAUGGAGACGAGAGUUUAGGAUUUCAGCUUUUAUUUCCUGGUAUUUACAUCUAGAUGUAUUAAACGACAUAAAGCAUAGAACCUUUGUAUCAGACAACCCAAUUUUUAGGUGAGCAAAAGUAUAGGAACAGAUAAGAUUAAGAUACAUUUCUGCUCUGAAGCCUUCUUCGUACUGUGAAUUGUGAUACCUUCACCCCUGCUCUAUGGAGGUUGUUGGUUGUUUUAGGGGUUUUCUUCACAGCUCUCACAAUGUUUGUGUCAUCAGCUGUUGUUGCUUUCAAUGGCUGACCCAUUCGGUGUUUGGUUGCUCAGUACACCAGUGGUUUUUUUCUUUUUCAGGAAAUUCCAAGUUGUUGUAUUGGCUAUGCCCAAUGUUUGCGCAGUGCUUUUGACUGAUUUUCCCUCUUUUCUCAGCUUCAAAAUGGCUUGCUUUUCUCCCAUAGACAGCUCUCUGAUCUUUAUGUUGGUUUAUCCUUUUUAACAACAAAUGCAGGUGAAAUUGAAGGCGAAAACCAAGAGUAGAUGUUCAGAGCUAUUCAUUGUUUAAACAGUAAAUCUAACAGGACACACCUGGGUAACAUGAAGCACCUGUCAGUCGCACGUUCCAAUAUUUUUGCUCGCCUACAAAUUGGGUGGUCUGAUAGAAAAUGUGCUAUGUUCUAUGUUUAACACGUCUACAUAUAAACACCAGGAAAUAAAAGCUGAAAUUUUAAAAACUCCUUCUCAUUUCCAUCUUUUGAUCUCAAACCCAAAUGUCUUCUGUCACUCAGCAAAAACAUAUGAAUUGGCCUUGCCGUUCCAAUAGUUUCGGAGGGGACUGUACGCACGUCGGCUUCUCUUCACCGGUAGUUGACUUUCACAAACGACACAAUACUAUGGUCCACCCUGAUACGUAUGGGUUACUUUCAGAAAUCACACACAUUGAAAACUACUGUACGUUGUGUAAUUGAAGGUGUUUUGGUAUUAUAUGAAUAUCUGCUAGGCCAGAUUGAAUAAAUGAAAUACAUUUUGUAAUAAUUACAAAAAUGAAGAAGUCCGUGGCUAAAGCUAGCUAACUAGGAUUAGUUUGGAAUUACAUAAGAAUGCGGUGAAGGAGUAUGUUGUAUAACGAAUAAAACAUUUUCAGCAAAAUAAUCAAAAACGGGUUUGUGUGAUGCGGCCCGUAGCAAAGCAGAGUUGCUCUUACUAUCCCAAAAAUUGAAGUGUUUUCUCCCUCUUAUACCACAGCAAGUUUUUUUUCAAUUUAUUAAACAUGACACUUCAUACCGUUAUCCUUUUAUUGUUACAUUUAAUGUUAUGGACUGUGCAUGGUGUACGAGUUAGUUCCUGUUAUCGCUUACGUUAUGGCAGCUAUACAAACUUGUUCCCUCACCUGCCUCUUUUUUUUUUCUUCUUUUUUUUUUUGGCCGCUGUCUUCAAGUUGGUAAGGCAGAAAGUGCAUGCCAUGUUCAUCAUGUUACAGAGAAAUCAGAAUGCAUUGAAGACUGUCCUAUGUGGAACACUUACUGACUGUUACAAAUCUUACAUAGGUUUAGAUAAUGCGAGUGUCGAAACAAUACCGUAUUCAUGUGAGCACAUUAAUAUAAACCUGCGAUUUGAAUUACAUAGAAAAUUAACACUUUUUAACCAGUCCUAAUUGAGAAUUUGAUAGUGCUGUGGUAUAACUAAACAUAAAUAGCUAGACAAUAGCACUAUAAUGGAGGUUAUUGUCAUUGUAAUAGUUACACUUGAAUAGCUAGUGAGCUUGGUAAUAACUACUUUAACUAAUAACAUAGGUGUACAGUAAAAUUGGGUAUCGAAUCUUUUGAAUUUUGUUGCUUCAAGAGGCUAAUACUGCAUUAGCUUAAACUACAUAAGUUGUCUUAACCCCGUAGCUUUGAUAAAUCCUUUUGUAAGAAUGAUGUUGAUGGGAACACUUCAGUCAGCAUGGUAGUUUACUAAACAUUAGCUAGUUUGUUAGCAUAUUGGUGAACUACCUAAUGUCAGUUGUCAAACUAUUGCUAACAAAGUAGCAUUGAUGUUAUCGAAGCUGACUAGUUAGCUAGCUAAUGUUAACACAGUGCUGUAUUUUGAUAUCUGGCUAGUUUAGCUACAAAUUCUGUACUAUUAUAUUGUGUAACUAAAAUCAGUUUAUGCUAAGCACUACAUUAAUCCAAAUAAACCUAUCUAAAAUAAAUAAAGAAAUAAAGUUUAGCAGUGAUGUAUUAUGAUCAAGUUUGCACUGAUCGAAUCCAGUCCUUAUUGGCUCAGGGAAAAUCAGGAUGUGUGUGUCUCAGUAAUCCAUGUACACUAUAGCUGAUCUUCAGAAAGCAAAGCACUGUAAAUUGUAAGGCCAGUAAUGCAUCAUCUGUCUAACACAAGCUUAUAUCAGCCUGUAGAGACACUGUACAUUUUCUGCUUGUAUGCUAGCACCUUUGGAAUCUGUGGUUUAGUAAUGUUUUCAGUUUUAUCCUCUGUUAAAAAAAAAAAAAUCAACAAAAAAAACAACAACAAAAAAAAAAAAACAGUUUUUAUAUGAGAAGGAGAUUCUGUUGGAAUCUGUUUGAAACAGUUUUGCUAAUCUUAUUGAAUAACAAUCCUCGAUGCCAGCCUGUGUUUAAUUAAUUAAUCCAUUUGUUCAAGGAGAAUCUUAACCCAACCGUAUUGAUGUAUUGAGGUGAUUUGCCAUCAGAAAAGAAAUAAAAGUGCCACAAAAUAUCAAGGCACAGAAGUUAGUCAAAGCAACUUAGCAGCUUUUAUGGAAAUUACUUACAUACGGUAAAUAGCUACUUUAUGAAAGUAGUAUGUCUUAUUACAGUCCUAGAAAAUAUAUAAUUUCUAAUGUUUGUUCAUUUAAAGUUGUGUAUAUUUUGAAUUGUUUCCCCAUAUUUUGUCGAUUAUAGUGCAUCUACAAAGGUAACAUAAGGUAGUUUUAAAUCUGCUGAUUUUUUUUGUUUUGUUUUUUGUUCUUGUUCAGUUCUUUUUUUAAUACUGUAUAAAAUGUAUGUGCCUGUUGACUUGCCCUUAGGCUGAAGUAAAUUUUCUUGACUGAAUGCA
This is a messenger RNA of Ictalurus punctatus (channel catfish), 8291 nucleotides long. It is a transcript of the gene rsf1a, whose product is annotated as remodeling and spacing factor 1a. Gene Ontology annotation, biological process: regulation of DNA-templated transcription. The coding region runs from base 348 to 4316 and encodes 1322 amino acids. The transcript has 16 exons. Gene Ontology annotation, cellular component: RSF complex. The record is from RefSeq and is a predicted model, not a curated record. Lineage: Eukaryota; Metazoa; Chordata; Actinopteri; Siluriformes; Ictaluridae.